Gossypium raimondii (Peruvian cotton) is the source of this 1488-nucleotide messenger RNA. RefSeq names its product exopolygalacturonase. The record is from RefSeq and is a predicted model, not a curated record. Gene Ontology annotation, biological process: carbohydrate metabolic process. Gene Ontology annotation, molecular function: polygalacturonase activity. Lineage: Eukaryota; Viridiplantae; Streptophyta; Magnoliopsida; Malvales; Malvaceae. The transcript has 6 exons. The coding region runs from base 1 to 1488 and encodes 495 amino acids.
AUGUCAACAACCCCAAUGCCAGACAGAUGGAUCCAGUUAUGUACCGAUGGUGCAGUUCAAGUAGACUCGAUAACUACUGCAGCUGGGGGCAUAUUAAGGCAUGGGAAUGGGGAAUGGAUUAUAGGAUACAACAGAUUCUUGUGUGAAUGCUUUCUUGACGGGUUGGCUCUCAUCCAAGAUAGGCGAUAUGCUGGAGUGAUGAUUCAAAUGGACAAUAUAGAGGACUUUAAGUUCUACAACACAUUCUUCGAGAGAUUAAUAAAAUUGCUGAUUGCAUUGCCAAUGGUCUUUGAUACAAGACAAGGUUUGAAGGUGUUUAUGGAAAUCCCGAAGGAGGAUCUAAUAAGCUCUUCCAAUGCUAAAGCAGCUCAAGGUGCAAGAACUUUCAACGUAAAAUAUUACGGUGCCAUUGCCGAUGGCCGAACAGACAAUCGAAAGGCUUUUCUUCGAGCAUGGAUGGACGCUUGCGAUCAGAAGGGAGUUUCCAUAGUUUAUAUACCUAAAGGAGUUUACAUGUUGGGAUCAGUUGAAUUUGCAGGUCCAUGUAGAGGAGUUACAAUGUUUUUUAUGAAGGGAGAUUUAAGGGCUCCAAGAGGAGCAUUUUUGAAUGUUGAGACAUGGUUAGGGUUUCGAUAUGUUGAUAAUUUGAUAAUGAAAGGUGGUGGAACAUUGGAUGGUCAAGGACAAUCUGCUUGGCCUUUCAAUCAAUGUCACAAGAACAAUAAUUGCCAGACUCUCCCAAUUUCUGUCAAAUUUGAUUUUGUGACAAAUUCUAGGAUUAAAUCCAUAAGAUCAAUCCACAGCAAGAAUGCUCAUUUCUCAUUUUUCGGAUGCACCAAUAUAAAUAUUUCAAAUGUUGAAUUAUUAGCACCAGAUUACAGCCCCAACACAGAUGGAAUCAAGAUGGGGAGUUCAUCCAACAUUCGAAUUUCCUACUCGAAAAUAAGCACCGGAGAUGACUGCAUAGCCAUCCUCUCCAAUACUUCCAACAUCGAUAUCUCUAACGUUUACUGUGGCCCCGGACAUGGUAUUAGUAUCGGAAGCCUAGGCAAGUACACAAAUGAGAAGAACGUUAAUGGCGUCUCCGUUAGGAAGUGUACAUUGAAUGGAACAGACAAUGGUAUUCGAAUUAAAUCAUGGGAAUCUCCCAUUUCAAUCACUGCUUCAAAUUUCUUAUUUCAAGAUAUUUUCAUGUACAAUGUUCGAAACCCGAUCAUUAUUGACCAGACAUAUUGCCCUCAUCCUCCAUGCAAUCGACAGACAGCCUCUCAUGUUCAAAUUCGAGAUGUUACGUAUAGGAACAUAUUUGGAACUUCGAGUUCUGAGAUUGCAGUUUCUAUGCAAUGUAGCAAAAAAUUCCCAUGCAAAAACAUAGUGAUGACAGACAUCAAAUUUGGUCAUCAUGGAACUAAAAAGUCUUUGAAAUCUUAUUGUUCAUAUGUUAAUGGUCGAUCCUUUGGACGACAAUAUCCUCCUCCUUGCUUUUAG